Messenger RNA from Gilbertella persicaria, 1086 nucleotides. Its product is annotated as alkaline-phosphatase-like protein. The coding region runs from base 1 to 1086 and encodes 361 amino acids. NCBI's taxonomy places the organism in Eukaryota, Fungi, Mucoromycota, Mucoromycetes, Mucorales, Choanephoraceae. The record is from RefSeq and is a predicted model, not a curated record. Gene Ontology annotation, molecular function: ribonucleoside triphosphate phosphatase activity; nucleoside triphosphate diphosphatase activity. Gene Ontology annotation, biological process: nucleoside triphosphate metabolic process. The transcript has 3 exons.
AUGUCUCCUUCGUUCCCUUCCAUCACAUUUCCAAAUCAUUGGACGCUAGUGACUGGAUUGUACCCAGAAGCACACGGCAUUGUCGCCAAUGAAUUUUAUGAUCCUGCCUUUCAGCAAACAUUUAUUCAUAAACAACCCGAGAUCAGUGGUGAUCCUAAAUGGUGGGGUGGGGAGCCUAUUUGGAUCACAGCCAAAAAUCAAGGUAAAAAAUCAGCUGUAAUAAUGUGGCCUGGUUCCAAUGUGCCUAUUCAAGACACUCGCGCUGAUUAUUAUGUUGAAUACACAAGAGCCACGACUGCUCAUGGUAAAAUGGACAUUGCUUUAAGUUGGCUUGAUUUACCAAGAGAACAAAGACCUCAGUCUAUUUCUAUUUAUAUUCCUCAAGUAGAUCAAAAGGGACAUGGUGGAGGACCAGAUGGAAAGCAGUUGAAUGGUGUAUUGGCAGACAUGGAUAAUGCGAUAGGGCAUUUAAUGGAUGGUUUAGAACAAAGAAACCUUCAAGACCAUGUUCAUCUUGUCGUAGUAAGUGACCACGGUAUGGCUGCUUCAGAUAAAUCUCGUUUGAUCUUUUAUGACCAUAUCUUGUCUCCACUGUCUGAAUCCUAUCUGAGUGAAAGAGAAGCAUGGCCCUUACUUGGAUUACGCCCCAAACCAGAUGCACCCUCACACGCUUUAGAUCAAAUCUAUCAAGAGAUUCAAGACUACAUUCAACUUCAUCCAAACCCUCAUUUCAAAGUCUAUAGACGACAAGAAAUGCCUGCUCGGUUCCAUUACAAUGCUACAGAGCGUAUUGCACCCAUUGUGUUAAUACCUGACGUAGGCUAUUCUAUCAUUCGAAGCAAUGAGUUCAAACCAACAGAAAAGAAGCCUUAUUAUAGUCCAAGAGGUAUUCAUGGCUAUGAUAAUUUAGCACCUGAAAUGAGAGCCAUCUUUGCUGCCCGAGGACCUAAACUGACCCAAUAUCAAGCUGGCACGAUUGUCAAGCCUUUUUUUAAUGUGGAAAUGUAUCGCUUCUUGACCAGCUUAUUGAACUUGACUCCAGCACCGAACAAUGCAACAUUAGACGGCGUAUUUGAGGCACUUUAA